UUCGAACUCGGACUUUCCACGAGCUGAUUAUUUUACCGCAGAUCAGUUUGUAUUUCGUCUCCGACUGCAAUACACCGACUUCGCCGGCGAUUUCACUUUCUCUCUCCCGCCUUUCCAGUUCGCUGAAAAAUUUGAAAGGCGAACGACCGAUUAAAUUAUCGCUCCAACCGAGUUAUUAAGUCCAUCCAGAACAUGAAAAUCGCUGUGAUCGGUGCUGGAUCCUGCGGCCUCGCCGCCCUGCGACACUGCACUUCCGGUACGUACGAUUGUGAAGUGGUUUGUUACGAGAAAACGGACCAGGUAGGAGGCACAUGGGUCUACACGGAGGAAACUGGUUUGGACCGAUACGGUUUACCAAUACACACCAGCAUGUACAAGAAUUUGAGAACCAAUUUACCAAAAGAAGUAAUGGGAUAUCCCGAUUAUCCAAUUCCUGACACCCCCGAAAGUUACUUGACACGCACGCAAAUACUCGAGUUUCUCAACUCGUAUUGCGACCAUUUUAAACUUCGACAGCAUAUUCGGUUCCUUCAUAAUGUCGAAUUGGUGACGCCUACCAGUGGAGGGGACCGGAAGUGGACGAUCAAGGUGAAAGAUCUGCAGAAAAACACUGUUACGAGUGAUUCGUUCGAUGCAGUUAUGGUGUGCAAUGGUCAUUACUUCAAGCCCAAUGUUCCAAACCUGAAAGGCCACGAGACGUUCCAAGGUCGACAGUUGCACAGCCACGAUUACAGGACACCCGAUAUAUUCACCAAUAAAACCGUUGUGGUCGUCGGUGCUGGUCCUUCCGGUAUGGACUUGGCACUGGACAUAUCCAAGAAAGCAACACGUGUAAUUUUGAGUCACCAUACGAGGGAGUCCAUAGGCACCAUUUUCCCUGAAAACGUCGUCCAGAAACCGGAUAUAAAAGAGUUGACUCAAAGUGGCGCCCUCUUCACUGACGGAUCCAGUGAAUCCAUAGACGCAGUCUUUUAUUGCACAGGAUACGAGUAUAGUUUUCCUUUCUUGGACCCUAAGUGUGGAGUACGAGUCGAUUCGAACAUGGUGACACCGUUAUGGAAGCACCUCAUAUCGAUCGAGAAUCCCACCCUCGCUGUAGUCGGUAUCCCAUAUUACGUUUGUGCUUUCAAUAUGUUCGAUUUGCAGGUCCGGUUUGUCCUGAGAUUCUGGUCCGGUAAGAAAGACUUUCCAUCCAAGGAGGACAUGCUGAAAGAAGAGAAAGAAGAAUUAGAAAAGCUCCUGGCAAAGGGUCUUCGAAAAAGGCACUUCCACGAGAUGGGUCACAAACAGGGCGUCUAUUUCGACGAUAUUGCAAAUAUUGCAGGAAUAACUCGUCUUCCUCCAGUGAUCUCCAAGCUACACGAUGAGAGCAGCAUGCGCUUUUUGGACGAUUUGGUGCAUUACAGAGAGAGCAGAUACAAGAUCAUCGACGAUUACAAUUUCAUUCAACUUUAAAAGAUGUCUCGCCUGUAAACUAAUUUUUAAUACUCCCUCGGAUGUAAUUGUUUUAUA
Colletes gigas is the source of this 1512-nucleotide messenger RNA. RefSeq names its product dimethylaniline monooxygenase [N-oxide-forming] 3-like. The transcript is spliced from 8 exons. Gene Ontology annotation, molecular function: NADP binding; flavin adenine dinucleotide binding; N,N-dimethylaniline monooxygenase activity. Lineage: Eukaryota; Metazoa; Arthropoda; Insecta; Hymenoptera; Colletidae. The coding region runs from base 193 to 1455 and encodes 420 amino acids. The record is from RefSeq and is a predicted model, not a curated record.